AACUCGCUCGCCUAUGUCAUAUUUUGCAGCUAUACCUUCCUUCCACCAAUAAACCAUGGUAUUGUGCCCAACCUCGUAGAUGCUUCAUUCAAGUCAAGCAUGUUUCCGAUUCGAAGAGCAAUCACUACCUUUGUUCUAUUGGCUGUUUCUGUUACCACGUCGGAGCUCGGCGUCGAGACCCAAUCUAUAUCCACGCCAUGCUGUUCUUUGUAUGCACCUUGCGAUGGUUUAUUGCAAUCGUCACUGUCGCGCCCGAGCGAAGCAAGUCUUCAACAUACUGCUGCGUGGAGUCAAGCAGCCGUGUCCAUGUUCACAGAAUAAGAGAACCGACAGUGACAUUUGAGGACCUGGUUGAAGCGGUUGAAAAGGAACAGCCGGCCUUUGACUGGGCCGGGAGAUGGAUCACAAUAAUU
Desarmillaria tabescens is the source of this 413-nucleotide messenger RNA. RefSeq lists its product as uncharacterized. The record is from RefSeq and is a predicted model, not a curated record. Bases 80 to 343 code for a protein of 87 amino acids. The transcript has 4 exons. NCBI's taxonomy places the organism in Eukaryota, Fungi, Basidiomycota, Agaricomycetes, Agaricales, Physalacriaceae.